Messenger RNA from Saccharomyces kudriavzevii IFO 1802, 4218 nucleotides. RefSeq names its product DNA-binding E3 ubiquitin-protein ligase SNT2 (gene SNT2). The transcript has a single exon. NCBI's taxonomy places the organism in Eukaryota, Fungi, Ascomycota, Saccharomycetes, Saccharomycetales, Saccharomycetaceae. The record is from RefSeq and is a predicted model, not a curated record. Gene Ontology annotation, cellular component: Lid2 complex. Bases 1 to 4218 code for a protein of 1405 amino acids. Gene Ontology annotation, biological process: histone catabolic process. Gene Ontology annotation, molecular function: ubiquitin-protein transferase activity; chromatin binding.
AUGUCGAGAGAAGAGGGUUUCGAAUUACCCAGAAAAAGAGAGGCCACUAGAAACGUGAAUUAUAAUGAAAAGGAAGUAGAUGCUGAAUUGGCUAAGAGGAUACAAAUACUGGAAAAAAGCGGAGAUAACUCCAAACUCAGCAAUAGUCAAAGUCCGAGAAGCAGCAGAAGCGCAAGUAACUUAACUGGUAAAACUGAGAAGUUUAAGUACCAAAAAUUUCUUCAUGAUAAGAAUACCUGCUGGAACUUUAUUCCUACAUUACCUCCCUCGUUUAGAAAGAAUAGCAGGUUUUCUAACGUACUUGAUCUGGACGACGCUAUGAUUGAUUUACGGAAGAUGAUACUUUUCAACGCCGAGUCCGUACUUUUGUCUAAGAACGACACUAUUUAUAUGAUAUCAGAACCUGCAGGCGAGCCAUACUAUAUCGGCAGGGUGGUAAAUUUUGUCAGUAAGCCUGAAUUUUCUAACGCCAUUAACGACACUAUGAAGGAUACUUCAGUCUUUCCUGCUAAAUUCUUUCAAGUUAGAAUGAACUGGUAUUAUCGUCCCAGAGAUAUUCAAGAACACGUUAAUACUUUCAACCCAAGAUUAGUGUACGCAUCAUUACAUCAGGACAUAUGCCCAAUCUCAUCAUAUAGAGGUAAAUGUAGUAUAUUACACAAGGACGAAGUUUUAGACAUCCUUCCAAAUGAAAAGGAAAGCAUUACACGACCCAAUAUAUUCUACUUCGAUGAGCUUUUUGACAGAUACACUUUAAAAUAUUACAAAGUGUAUAGUACAGACAAAAUAUUAAACAAUUGGAAUAGUAAGUCGCCAUUUCUUUAUGUUUUGAAUAAGAGAUUUCGUUAUAUUUAUACUGAACAUAAAUAUCCAUUGGAGAAAGUUUUAGGGAAAUACUUCUUUCAAGAUCAAGACGUAAAUGCAAUACGAAUUGAAGAUUACGAAUGGGACAAAAGGUGUCAGUUCUGUAGAGAGUGGUGCAUCCAAAAGGAAAGCCUUUCAUGCGACGAAUGUGGUGUUUGUGCACACAUAUACUGUAUGGAUCCCCCACUCGAUAGAAAACCAAACAAGGACGUUGCUUGGACCUGUUUUAGCUGUCUACAAAGGCAAGAAAAUACUGAAGAGUCACGGGGUAAGUUUAAGGAGGAACAAGCGGCAGAAUUGAGUUUUAUUCGUUCUGUAAGAGAAAAAAUUGAAAUAGUCUCUAAUGAAACUAUUGAGGAGAACGUUGGCUAUAAUGCGGAAAAUUGCUGGUUCCAAUAUUUAGGGAUGUAUUCCAUCUCCCAUAUUGAAGAUACCUUAAACAAAUCUAUUUUUUUACCAUACCCAUUCAAACCUUCUAGGGUAGGUAUGAAGUAUCAGUGGCAUGGUUGUAUUGAUAAUAAGCCUUGGAGGCAGACGCCCUAUAGACUGAUGGAUUCAGACGAAGAACGAGGUUCAAUUAAAACUUCUGAAUUGGCAUGGAUAUCUGAUCCAUCAAAGGUUACUACUCAAAAAUUAAAUGAGUAUAUGCAAAAGUGUAAAAAGGAGUUAUGUCCCGUCUUAAAAGUAAGAGGGGAAAUUUGUAACUUUAUUGAUGUAAUUUUGAAAAAUUUACUUUCUACAAAUUACGAUACAGUAGCAGCGUUUGAAAAGUCCAAAAGAGAACUUUCUAGGGAAUCUUUGAAUGAACCAACUUUUACCACUGAGGAAAUUCGAAAAUUUGAGGAGGCUGUCGCAAAAUUUGGAAGUGAGUUGCGUCCUGUAUGUGAGCAUGUUGGUUCUCAACCUAUGCCUAUGAUUGUUAGGUUUUAUUACAAUUGGAAGAAUACUGAAAGGGGCUUUAUAGUGAGAAAGAAACUAAACAGGUUAUCAAAAAAUAAAAGAAAAAGAAGCACGCCUGACGACGGAAACGAAUUGGAGACAAAAUAUAUCGACGACUCUUCCUUUGAUACCGAAAAACUUUCCUUGACAGAAUCCUCAUUUCAGUGCAUGUUUUGUAAGAUAGAUUAUUCUCCAAUGUGGUACAAAGUUACUGGUGGUUCUGAUGAAGAAAACAUCAAGGUAAGAAUGCAAACAGGCGUUAACGAGAAGACAGAAAUUUCAGAGAAGCCACCUGCUCAUAGCAAAAAAAAUGAGAGGUUGGGUGCCCUUUGUAUUCGCUGCGCUCGUAUGUGGCGAAGAUAUGCAAUUAGGUGGGUAUAUCCUCUUGACACCUUGAGGAAAAUGACAGGUACCAGUCAGAAUGGUUAUUAUUCAGCAAUAGAAAGAAUUCUUGAGGAAAGUAAUAUUAACAAAUUCACAUUGUCUCCGUUCCUGGCCCAUAGUAAAUUGUUGGAAUGGGAACUUGUUCAGGAUUCGGAGCUGAUUAUUAGGCAAAGAAUGAAAGUAUAUAAAAAUCCAAACUCAUUCAUGAAAAUGAAGCGCUACUCUAUGACGUUUCAUGCACAGCUUUAUAAAAUGGCAUUGAGAUCUUAUCCCAAAAAUGAAUUCAAACCGGAAAAAAUGCAACAGGAUCUUGAACUGUUUUCAAAAAAUGCGACAAACGUAAGUAAAGUCUCCAAAGGACAAAAUUCAAAAAGAACAGAAAUCAGAGAGAAUAAAUUUCCCGUUAAUAUAAUUCAACAAUCACCAGAUACCAUCAAUAGGCCCGGCACAACUCGGAAUCUUAAAGGUGAUAAUUUUACUGAAAACAUUGGCAGUGACAGUACUAUUUUCACCUCAAACCCUGCACAUGAUAUAAUAAAGAUCUCCAUAAAAAAAGGAACCGAUUCCUUAGGUAUAGCGUCCGUAGACAAAGAUUUUAAAUUUGUCAAAUUUGACAAUACAAUAUUUCAGCGACUACGAACCAGUUUAAACCUGGAGAAUAAUAAGCAGCCAAAAAAUAGUGAAUAUCCAACAAAGAAGGUUAGAAUGAUUAAUGAUGCUACAUUGGAUAGUCCAUCAGACCGAACAAAUGAAAUAGCGUACAAUUAUCCAGUAAUUUCACAUUCUAAAAAUACUUCUGUUAUUCUUGAAAAAUAUCACGAUCGUAAUCUACCAAACAAAGCAUCUGAAGAACACAUGAUAUUAUUGAAGCUUACCAAAAAUAAAAUCAAAAACCCAGAUUCAGAUCGACAAAGAAAUGCCACGGUAGCUUAUUGCUGUGUGUGCAAAGUAAAUCAUAAUCAGAAUGAUAGCAGUGUGAUACUAUGUGGUAAUUGCGGGCUAACCGUCCAUUACUUCUGUUAUGGUGUUAAACUGUCGAAACAUACGCUGGAAGAUUCUGACCUCAAAAAAUACAAAUGGCUAUGUGAUCCUUGUUCAAAUGAUCUUAACCCUAUACUAUCAACUACCUACCAAUGCAGUUUGUGCCCAAUUAAGGAGAGUGAUUAUGAUAGAUGCAAGAGUAAAUCGGCAAAAAUAUGCCCAGACGCACUAAAAUGCACGAGUUUAGGAACAUGGGUCCAUCCGGCGUGUUCACUUUUUGAUGAGGAUAUUAAAUACGGGAAUGGACAGGCAAUGCAGCCAGCCCUUAAUACUGCUACUAUACUCACCAGAAAUAACAGAUUCAUAUGUGGCAUAUGCAGAAUACAUGGGGGUGGGUUAGUCAAAUGUGACAAAUGCUCCUAUAGGUAUCAUAUUACAUGUGCACAGAGCAGCUGUGAUUUUAAGCUCGUGUUUGAAAAGAGAAACAUUCCCACAGAUUUUACGCUAGCCUGUAUCACAGAUUCUAAGCUUAACGAAACCUACACCUUGAAACCUGUGCUAAUAUGUGAUAGACACGACGUCGAUUCAAAAGAAAAUAAAUACUUUCAGUUAUCAUACAGGCCUCCACAUACUCUAUCAUAUAUGGAACAAUACUGCAGAUACUACAAACAUGACACUGGUCACAGUUUGAUCGAAUCGAGAUACUUGGAACAGCAGGCUACAUUGCAAGGUGGAAUAACGAGGGGUUCAGGUGAACCUCUCACUAAUCCUAAAAUUUACAUACUUCCUAUAGAAAGGAUUUGCUCAUACUGUGGUACUACUAGAAGUUUAUAUUGGUACGAAGGCAGUAUUUGCCACUCUUGUAACCUACAUUCAGGCGUUCAAGAGCCAAUGUUCGAUGACACAGAUGAUGAAGGCACUAAUGGCGAUGGGAUACCAAUUGAAAGCGCUCAAAAGUUGAUGGAAGGAAUUGAACCAGCUGCGUUUGAUUUUGAUGCUCCAAGGACGACUUGUGAUAAAAAAAAACUGAUCGAUCAAGCGAAUGAGUGA